UCGUCGUCGGUAUUACCUUCGUCCGUGCUGAAAAAAUCUAGAUCCAGGCUAACAGUUGGAGAUGUACUUGAUUCUACGAUACCAUACUCCAUGGCAUGAGUACUUUCAAUGCUGCUGAGCUCAACAGAGUCAAAAAGAGGGGAGCUGCACUCGAACGCCAUAUACAUAGCUAGCUAAAACUUCUUUGCAUGUACUUCCCGUCCCGGCCACACCCAAGUAGGCCUAAAUUCAAGUCACGUGGCACAACACGUGGCAUGGCACUUUGCAUCUAACUAGCUAGCUAGCUACACAUACACAGCUCUGAUCUGUUGUCAUUUAAAGUCUAGCUAUGUCUGUCCGUGACCUGUGCAGAAAAACUGGUAAGCAAACAAAUAUAUGCUGUACAUGGCUUGCUUCGUAGCUAGAAUUACUGACCUAUGUCGGUCGUAUGAAAUUCUUGUGUUAUCACAAUAAUAUUUUAAUAAUUAUUGUAGAAGCAUUUUUCCUUGUUGACUGGGUGGGCGAAGACACUCACAGUGUUGUACCAUCCAAAGACAUCGAUGAAUGUGCUGAUGUUGGUGAACAAGUGAAGGUCAGGGUGGGACCAAAGCACUAUGAUGCCAUUGUACUUGGAAGAGGUACGAAAGUGGAGAUGGAGCAGCUAAUGGAGGAGAGGGAGAUUACAUCUGAAGUUGAGGACGGUGAUGUUGACCUACCUGACUUGCCUGACCUGCCUGACCUACCUGACCUACCUGACCGCAGUGACUCACCACAGUCACUGACCAUGCCUAGCCCCAACAAAAAGCAAAAAAAAGCUCCUAAAGCGCCCAAAACAAGUACUCCUAGACGUAAGAAGCCCCAGAAAAUAAAAAAGAAAACUCCAAUGGAGGACUGGAAGGUAGCAAAGACUGUUGCUUCAAAGGCCAAGAGUGCACAGAAAUCAGCAAGGGAAGAGGUGCAACUGAGUCCUACAGUUUCUGAUGAGGCUACAGCUCUCAAGAGUCAAUUCGAGAAAGAAGGAUUGAUUGUGCUACCUGCAACACCCACACAAACUAUCACAUCCACCCAACCAGUCGCUACUCAGAUCCAGCCAUCAACCACUACUCAGAUCCAGCCAUCAACCAUUACUCCCUUCCAGCCAUCAACCACUACUCCCUUCCAGCCAUCAACCACUACUCCCUUCCAGCCAUCAACCGCUACUCCAUUCCAGCCAUCAACACUUGCUCAGUUCCAGCCAUCAGCACUUGCUCAGUUCCAGUCAUCACCUGUAUUUAACACUUCACCUGGGCACAUUCCAAUUGGCGCAGUCUACGGGAAUUACAAUUCUCCUAACCACCCUUCCUCGGAAACAUCCUGGAGUGGUGGGAUGAAUUUGUCCAGACAUUCCUCUUUUACUGGUGAAGAUGCUAUGGAAUUGAGGAGGAGUUCAACACCUAGUUCCUCUUCAGGAGAUUAUCAGAAUCUUUGGGGUGAGAUACGUAAACUAAGAAAUCAGAUGGACCAAGUGAGAUCAGUGCUAAAGCUAAAGAAGAAGUUGAAGGCUAAAACAUCCAGUGAGUCUGAUUGUUAUCCUCCUACUCCCAGAGACUCACCCCUAGAGAUGGACACAAGUGGCACUAAAGCAGGAUGUUGGCUCGGUGAGAGAGGCACUGGCCAGAGCACAUUCAUAGAGAGCCUUUACCAGGAGGAUAUAGCUAGAGCAGAAAACGAUGGAACCACCCCUGCUAAACUAGCAGUAAACCUCCUCUGUGCUCUGUUUAGCCAGGAGGACAUCUCUACUGGUAAUUGUACCCAGCCUCGCAAACCUGGUAUUAUGCUGCUUGAUCAAAAGAAAAUGUGUGGAAUAAGAUAUCAUGUGAACUACCGAUUUCCAUGUGCAAAGCAGGACGAACCAAAAAGAUGGAAUAAUUUGCUUACCAAGAAUUUAAAUGCGAAAUGUCGAUCCAAAAGACUUCCCCAGGACUCUUGAAGCAUUGACAUGAUCACUUUUGUGCAUG
Molecule: messenger RNA, 1976 nt
Organism: Halichondria panicea
Lineage: Eukaryota; Metazoa; Porifera; Demospongiae; Suberitida; Halichondriidae
Product: proteoglycan 4-like
Exons: 9
Coding region: 428-1948 (506 amino acids)
Molecular function (GO): DNA binding
Source: RefSeq, a predicted model, not a curated record